Lodderomyces elongisporus is the source of this 2085-nucleotide messenger RNA. Its product is annotated as SCF ubiquitin ligase complex subunit. The record is from RefSeq and is a predicted model, not a curated record. Lineage: Eukaryota; Fungi; Ascomycota; Pichiomycetes; Serinales; Debaryomycetaceae. Gene Ontology annotation, cellular component: cytoplasm. Gene Ontology annotation, molecular function: guanyl-nucleotide exchange factor activity. The transcript has a single exon. Bases 1 to 2085 code for a protein of 694 amino acids.
AUGGCCUUAACAAUCACCGAUCUUAGCGAAGAUAUAUUGACAUCUGGUAUAGCACGUUAUUUGACCCCAGAACAAAUUGUCAAGUUCUUCACACUCAACAAGGCUUUAUAUGAGAUUUUUUGUUUGUCCAACACAAUCUAUCAAUUGUUAUACAACAAAAAGUUUACUAAUAAUGAAAACAACUAUACUCUAAGUCUCCGUGACAAGAUUAAUUGGAAACAGUUGUUUAAUCUUCGAUGCAACCCAAAGCAACAAGUGUUCACUUGGGGAGAAAGCAAUGGUGGACGUUUAGGGUACUUAUCAACUAAGAUUGACCAAUCACAUGUACUGAAGAAACUAGGUGGCUGGUCCGUGCACACUCCAACAAACGUUCCGGAGUUCAAUAACCACGUUGUUGUCGAUUUGCAAGCCAAUGGGUACAGCUUUAUUAUAUUGUUGAAUAAUGGUGACAUUUGGUUUACCGGAAUGGACUGGAAGCGGCCGCAACAAGGAUUGUCGACUCCUGGGCCUACGAAAGAGAGAGACUAUAAGCCUAAUCCCGCAACUUUGGCGUUGCUCAGUAUGGGUAGAAACCACGUAGAUGGUGAAAUUUUGGGAGGCAGGAGAAACCUUCGAAGAAACCACCCAACAAAUCAUCUUGGUGAUGAAGGUGGUGCCCUUAUACCUCCUUAUCAAUCACCAUUACCGCCACAUGGAACAAGGUUUGGAGUGUUGCCUAUGCCAGGUAUAGCAAUGAGAUACUCGGAUAGUGAGAGCGAUGAGGAGACAGAUACUAUCACCGGCCCAAUUACUGCUGCUCCAAUACCACCAUUACCCACAACAAAUACAUCAAACGUAUCCGAAGCUCCUCCACUUCUGAGUUCUAGCAGCACUCCACAAGCUAGAAGAGGGCUUCAAUCUUCACAAAGGAAUGAUCUACCAAAAAUUGCAUCUCAUUCAUCGUCGAAAAUACAAGAGACAAACUUUCUUUCGCGUCUUUUUUUACCUCCCGCAACUGAGCGCCGUAGUCUUGGUACGAUUAAUUUUUGUGAUGAAAGAAAAGUUACAUCUAUAAGUACUGGACGAGAACACAUUGUUGCAUUGGAUAAUCAUAAUAACAUUUACACUUGGGACACUGGUUGCAAUACUAAUGUUGGAAUAAAUAUUGUGUUUAGAGGUAUUUCCAAAAAUGCAAUAAUUAGUAAGAUUGCCGCUGGAUGGAACUUGUCGGCGUGUUUUAUUCAGGAUAUUGGUUUGCUUGUCUGGUAUACUAGGAAACCCAUUAGUAAAAUGCAAUUUGAGAAUCAAAAUUUCCAAAGUGAAGCAAACUACUUGGUUGUUCCUUUUACAAAAAACGAUAUCAAGGAUUUCACAGUUGGAGCUGAUUACGUGCUUUAUGUCAAAAAAUCAGAUUCCAAACUUUAUCAGUUUAGAUUCAAUGCCCACGAACUAGCAUCCAGAGAUGAUUCAAAUACAGUGGGGCAAGAAGAGUUGACAAGAAAUAUUUAUGCAAUGGACAAUUUCAAUAACUGGCUAGUGGAACAAAUGGAAAAUGUCCAGUUCACUAAGCUAAAAAGUUGUUUCAACAACUUUGUCGUUUUCACAAACCACGACCAUGUUUUGAUUGGAAACAAUGAGCACUUGUUAUAUUCCACCACUCGACAUAAUGAUGUAGAGAAUGAAAGUGAUUGGGAACCGCACCCUGAAAACGGGACUUUACCGAUUGUUAUUAAUGAGUUACAGGGCCAGGAUAUAAAGUCGAUAGAGAUUGGAGACUAUCACUACCUCGCAUUGACUAAUAAUGGUGAUGUGCUCAGUUGGGGUACGGAGUCUAGAAGUUGUGGAUGUUUAGGAAUCGGAUCGAGAGAGUCGGCGGUUGAGCUAAAUCCUACAGUCUGCUUUGCAAGCGGCGCUAAUAUGGAUGUGAAAAUACCAAUGAGAGUUAGGGAUCCACUCAGGGGUCCUUUACAUGAGGGUAGAGAUGUCAGCAAUAAGAAUACUAAAAAUGCUGAAAAUGCUGGGAAAAAAUGUACGUCAAAAGGAAAAUGGGUUUGCAUCGCUGCUAGUGGCUGGCACUCUGGUGGUGUAUAUGUUCCCGCGGAAUGA